Mesorhabditis belari is the source of this 213-nucleotide messenger RNA. NCBI's taxonomy places the organism in Eukaryota, Metazoa, Nematoda, Chromadorea, Rhabditida, Rhabditidae. The record is from the annotation of a GenBank genome assembly.
AUGAAGGAUGAAGCUCACAUCAAGCAACACUUCGAGGACAAAGAUCAAUGUGGAGACGAUGACGGAAGAGCAGAGAAGGAGGAAAAACGGGGACCUGGAAACCCGGUGGCUGACGAGGAUUCGAUGGUGAAAAUGAUCGACGGUGUGCUCGAGCAAAUGGAUAUUAAUGGAGAUGGCUACAUCGACUUUGCCGAGUACAUGAAAGUUGGGAAC